Messenger RNA from Eriocheir sinensis (Chinese mitten crab), 2977 nucleotides. Its product is annotated as organic solute transporter subunit alpha-like. The record is from RefSeq and is a predicted model, not a curated record. Lineage: Eukaryota; Metazoa; Arthropoda; Malacostraca; Decapoda; Varunidae. Gene Ontology annotation, biological process: transport. The transcript has 10 exons. The coding region runs from base 159 to 1781 and encodes 540 amino acids. Gene Ontology annotation, molecular function: transporter activity.
AGAGGAGGAAAAGAAAAAAAGGAAGAGGAAGAAAGAAAAUAACAGAACUUAAAGAUAAAAAGAGAAUUAUAAAGAAAAUAGGAGUUAAGGAAAAGGCGUGAGGAAAGACAUCAUACGCUUGUUAAAAGGAGGAAAAGAGGAAAGAACAAAGGAGAACCAUGGAUAGCCCGGAUGUAAUAUGGUGCAACAACUCCUUCAUUCCCGACUCGGACCAGUACAGGGAAGCCCUGGGUUCCUUCAGCUCGGCCAUCCUCAUCAUCGGGGGUCUGGUCACACUGGGCCUCUUCAUCCUAUGCUUCGAGCAGCUCGUGUACACCAACCAGACGGCGCACUCAGGCUGCAAGCGGCACAUCUACUGGGUGGCGUCUGUGUUCCCGAUGAUGACGCUGAUGAGUCUGGUCGCAUUGCUCAUCCCGCGGUCACACAACGUUUGCCUCUCCGUCAAGAUGGUCUACAUGUCUAUCGGGAUCAGCCACUUCACGGACCUGACGAUAGUGAUGUUCGGGGGCGAGGAGCGGAUGCUGGAGGUGGGGCGCGAGGACACCUUCAGCCUGAACCUGAGCCCGGUGUGCUGCUGCUGCAAGUGCCUGCCCUUCCCGCCCGUCACCAAGUACUCGCUGCGGCUCGUCGUGCUCCUGACAGACCAGCUGCCCUUCAUUCAGGCCAUUUACUACGUGGUGGUCAUGAUUCUUAUUUCGGCCGAUAACAUAACGCUGGGAGACGUCAACCCCGCCGGCGCGUUCCUGUGGCUGAACCUCGUCAAGUUCGCCUCGGUCAUGUCCGGCGUCUACGGUUUCAUGAUCCUGUCCAACUUCUCCCGCCGCUACCUCCAUGGCUUCCAGUACAGGAAGAAGGCCCUGUCCAUCCACGUCCUGGUCCUCGUCACCAACCUGCAGCUCCUCGUCUUCAACAUCAUGGGGAACUACAACGCCUUCCCCUGCAUCCCCCCCUACGUGUCCAGCACCGUGUACAAGCAGACCGUGGACAACUCCCUCUACAUUUUGGAGAUGAUGAUCCUGGGGCCCUACACCUACUGGCAGUACCACGACCUGAAGUUUGCCUCCCCCAUCACCCACCAGCACAUCCCUGACAGCCGCAGCAGCAGCAUCACGCACAGCAGCAUCGUCAGCGGCUCCAGCAACGAGGACUCGGAACACACCAUCACCACCACAGCCACGAGCUCUGCAAAGACGGACUUCAGCAGUGGCGGCAGCGGGGACUCGCGGCGCACACACAGCACUAACGACAGCACACGCAGCAGAGGGGGCAGCAGAAGCACCACCAACGGCAUGGACGAGAAGGAAAACGGAGCCGUGCAUGACUGUGAGAAGGGGGACUGUGUCAUAACCACACAAGUCUCUAGCAUAAUGGGUACUGCGUCUGCUGGUAACAAGAGGAAAAAGGAGAGUAGGAGUAGGAGUCAUAGCAGGGAUGGCAGUGGUAGCAGGGUCGGUAGCAGUGGGAAAAAGAAGAGCGAGAGUGCCAGAAAGAAACCAAAGAGUGCCACAACUCAAUCAAAACCAAAAGGGAAGAAAACGACCACACUCUACGACUUAAACGAGACAUCAGAAACCACAAACACCCAAGAAAAGACCACCAAGAGUAUCCCUGUUUCUACAAGUACCUUCACCACCCAAGACAAAGGCAUUAAUAGCAUUUAUAUUAGCCCUACUAGCAAGACCUUCACUAGCGUUUCCCUCUGCCCGGGGAUGCUAAACAGAGCGAUGAGCUUAUCCCAACCUAACAUGAAGGCGAGGAGCGAGUAUGAGAGGCUUUAUUAGUUGUAGGAGAGGGGAGAGAGACGGGCAGGUGAGGGAAAGUGGAAGGUAAAUUGGGGGGGGAGAGAUGGGUAAGGAAAGGUGGGAGAUAAGUAGAAGUGGAACAUGAAGGCAAGAAGCAGGUAUGAGAGACUGUAUUAGAUAUGGGACAGGUGAGAGAGACGGGCAGGUGAAGGAAAGUGGAAGACAGGUAUGAAAAGGAAAAGAUAAAUUGGAAGGUAAAAGAUGGAGGUAAAAAUAAUAGUGAAAUAGGUUUAAUGUAUUUUUUGUGCGGGAAAAGAAGGUAAGGAAAGGCAAAACAGCUCUAGGAUAAGAUGAGGGUAAGGAAAGUGAGGCAGAAACAGAUGAAAUGAGAUUAAGGUAAUUUUCAAAGGUAAAUCCAGGUGAGAAAAGGUGAAUUAAUGGUUUUAGGUAAAUGUCUUGGUUAGGUAAGAAAGGUGAAGUAAGAGUAGGAAGUAAUUUUAAGAGGUUGUUAAGGUUAGAAAUGAUAAUUAUGAAGGUUAUAAGGUAAAUUUUGGGGUAAACUUAGGAGAGAAAAAUUGUAUAAAAGAUUAAGGUAAUUUUGGGGUAAGUUUAGGUAAGAAAAGGUGAUAAUUAUAAAGGGGUAAGGUAAUUAAGGGAGGAGAGGCAAGCAAGGAUGAAAUAAGACCUUUAGAUAAUUAAUAAAAGAAAAUAUCAGGUAAAUAAAGAUGAAAUGAUGGUUUAAAGUAAGAUUUGAAGGUAGAUUUAGGUAAGGGAAGAAAAAACAACGGUUUAAGGUAAAUAUUUAAGGGAGAAUGUAGGUAAGAAAAUAAAAAGAAACGGGUGAAGGUAAAUUUUGAAGGGGCAAGUUAGGUGAGGAAAAGGGAGACAGGAAAAGGGAAAGGAUAGGAAAGGUAAGGUAAGGAAAGGUAAAGAAAAAUAUGGGUAAGAAAAAAAAAAAGGAAAAUACAGAAAGCCAAUCAGAAUAAGUAACAAGGUUUUUCAUGUGAGAGAAAAUAUAAUGAAAAGAAGAAAAACAAAAGAAAAGAAAAGGAAGAGAGAGAGGAUGUGAGGAAUUUACUGGCAUUAGAGAGAGAGAGAGAGAGAGAGAGAGAGAGAGUCAAUCAAGUACCCAAUCAAGUUAUAUUAUACUAAAGUGUUUGAUAUGUCGUUUAUUUGUGUGUUUGUUUAUUUGUUGUUGUUGUUGUUGUUGUUGAGGAAUAAACAAGGUCAUAACA